AUCUUGGGAUCUGGAGCCGGUGUCCCAGGUUCGGGGGACUCUGUCGGUACCGGUACGGGUCUGCGCCACGCAGCGAGGACGCGGGGUGUCUGGACUCCGCCAUGAUGUAGACGUGAGUUUUCCUGGGAAAUCCUCAUGACACACUACUUCCAGAAGGUCCAAGGGAGGAACUCUAUUCCCUGGAAGCUGGAAAUGGACACUGCAUGACCAAACCAGAGGUCAUCUUUGAGUAGGAGCUUCGAUCAGGCCAUGGACCACAACAGAAGCCUCAGUUCACUGCAGGACAGGUUAUCCAUAUCAGUGUCAGUGGUUUCAUUGAGCUUACUUCAAAGAAGCCAGUGCAGAUGAAGCAUGGCGGCAUCCUGGAAUCCCUGCAUUCGGAGGCAACGGCAAGAGGAUCUCUGAGUUCCAGGCCAGGAUCAUCUUGAUCAAGAGGCACUAAUGCCGUGUCUGUUUCCCAGUGACAUGCUCCUGCCUUGAGGACUAUAUUGAGGACACUGGGUAUUCUGGAACCUGGAAAUGGUGUUGGUGUCAUUUGAGGACGUAGCUGUGAACUUCACCUUGGAGGAGUGGCAGGACCUGGAUGCUGCUCAGAGGACUCUGUACAGGGACGUGAUGCUGGAGAAUUACAGCAGCCUGGUGUCCUUGGGGCACUGCAUGGCCAAACCUGAGUUGAUCUUCAACUUAGAACAGGGACUUGGGCCAUGGAGCACAGCAGGAACCUCAGUCUGGAACCUCUCAGGUGUCAACAAAGUGAGUAGCCUGGUUGAUAGCAUCCAGAAAAGUGAUAGCAGAAAUUUCUGGCAAAUUGAAAUCAACAGCCACACAUCAAAUGAAGAACUGGUUGAAGCAGAACUGAAGAUUCAUGAGGAAAUCCACAGAAGGACAAAAUCCUAUGAAUGUGAAGUGUGCUUGGAAGCAUUGUACCUGAAGCCACAAUAUAGCACACCUCAGAGAGAUCACACAUGCGAGAAUCCAUAUGACUGUAAAAAAUGCAGAGAUGCUUUCUAUUCUAAGUCUGCCUUCAGUCACUAUCAAAGGCUCGAGAGAGGAGAGAAACCGCAUGCAUGUAGAGAAUGUGGGAAAUCCUUCUACUGCAAGUCUCACCUCACUGUGCAUCAGAGGAUUCAUACAGGUGAGAAACCUUAUGAGUGUAAAGACUGCAGAAAAGCUUUCUACAGCAAGUCCCAGCUCAAUGUGCAUCUGAGAAUUCACACAGGUGAGAAGCCGUAUGAAUGUAAAGAGUGCAGGAAAACUUUCUACCGUAAUUCUGACCUCACUGUACAUCAGAGAACUCAUACAGGUGAGAAGCCCUAUGAAUGUAAAGUAUGCAAUAAAGCUUUCUACUGCAAUUCACAGCUCACUGUCCAUCACAGGACUCAUACGGGUGAGAAGCCUUAUGAGUGUCAAGUAUGCAAUAAAGCUUUCUACUGCAAGUCACAACUCGCUGUCCAUCACAGGACUCACACGGGUGAGAAGCCUUAUCAAUGUAAAGACUGCAGGAAGGCGUUCCAGUGCAGGUCAGACCUCACUCGACAUCAGAGAACUCAUACUGGCGAUAGACCAUAUAAAUGUAACGAGUGCAGGAAAGCUUUCUACCGCAGGUCAGACCUCACAGUACAUCAGAGAACACAUACAGGUGAGAAGCCCUAUGAAUGUAAAGAGUGCAGAAAGGCUUUCUACUGUAAUUCACAGCUCACUGUCCAUCAGAGACAGCACACAGGUGAGAAGCCUUAUGAGUGUAAAGACUGUGGGAAAGCCUUUCAGUGCAAAUAUGAACUCACUCGACACCAGAGGACACACACAGGUGAGAAACCUUACGGAUGUACAGAAUGCCAGAAAGGUUUUUACACCAAGUCAGAUCUCACUCGGCAUCUGAAAACUCACACAGAUGACAAACUCUGAAGAUAUAGAGGACAGUAAUACUUAACUGGCAUCAAAGAACACACAUAAAAACUUUUUACCAUAAAAUGAGACAAUCGCAGAGAAUUCAUACAAAUUCAAGAAAGCAUUGAUAUAAGAAAGGUCCCUACCUCAUCUCCAUGUAUAUAUCAAUUAGUUUAGGGAAUGUGAAACAACUCUGUGAGGUCAAAUCUUUUGUGACAUCAUGCAGUAUAUACAGGUAAAUUUCCCUUUGAAUAUAAAGAAUACUAGAGCACUUUUUUAUUAAAUCAUAAAGCGCAUUCAAUGGAAAUCUCAUCCAGACUAUAUCAAUAUAUAUGACAUGAAAAUUUUUGAUACCUAAGACAGGCCUCAGUCUACAGAAAUGCUCAUAAAUUUGUUGUAGUGUAUAGCAAAUGAUUUAGCCAGUUACGGCUUUUCAUCCUGAGCUGUGUGGGAGGUCUCGGCAAGACUCACUUGGACUUGAUGUCUAAUAGCAUAGCAAGACAUGAAAUCAAAAGACCAAGGAAAGCUCGGCACGGUGGGCACUCAGGGAGCAGCGCCAUAUGGAGCAUUGUGAGUUAGUGCUUAACUUCUUCAACAUAGUGUGUGCUGGUUCAGUUAGGGAUUACAGUGAAAUCUUGUCAUUAAAAAAAAGUGAGAAAGUGUUAAAUGGCAAUAAAUCCCACAUUGUGGUUAAACUAUAAGAAAGAAUAUCAGCAACUUUUAAAAUAAUACUUGAAACCUCAGCUGAUGUCAGAAACACAACAGAAAUACAGUAAAGCAUCGGACUGAGACAGGCGAGCACAGGUGCCACAUUACAUCAUCAGUAUAGUGACUUCGGGAUUCAGCUGUAGACACACAGUAGGAACCCCAUCAGUCUACAGGUUAUUAAAAACUGCACUCACACAUUAGCAAGCAUGAUAUCAAGUGCGAUGUGAAAAUGAGUUGAGCUUGAGUGUGAUUCAAUCACACGUGUGUGCAGCACACACAUUUCCGGUUCUCGGUGUGAGAGUUCUUACACAUCAUCUGGAGUUUCGACAUUCAUGCCCAUGAGUCCAUUUUUAGAAACUAUAAGCAAUCUAGAAGAAGUUACAACAAAUUAAUCAUCAUUUUUGAGUGCUGUCAGUGAAAUCACACCUCGUUUAGAGAGACAAUAUGCACGCCAGGCUGACUUUGAAUUCUUUGUACCAUGGGCGGAUCUCGUAUUCACAGUCACACUGAUUCAUGCUCUUGAGAGCUUGGAUUAGAGGAAUCGUCUUCCAUGCAACCAUAUAUGUCUUUUUAUAUGUGGCAUUUUCAGAGAAAUUUAACAUUCUUGUACGUCAUAAAUUUGGAGGAGAAAAUUCAGUUUAUGUAACUUGCAUGUUAAUUUCCUGAUGGAAUUGUCUGAGAUGGCACUGGAAAUGAAGCAUCCUACUGUAUACUACCAAAUAAACACAAUGGUAUUUCCAGCAAGUGUA
Messenger RNA from Grammomys surdaster, 3344 nucleotides. Its product is annotated as zinc finger protein 420-like. Gene Ontology annotation, biological process: negative regulation of transcription by RNA polymerase II. Lineage: Eukaryota; Metazoa; Chordata; Mammalia; Rodentia; Muridae. The coding region runs from base 520 to 1905 and encodes 461 amino acids. The record is from RefSeq and is a predicted model, not a curated record. The transcript has 9 exons. Gene Ontology annotation, molecular function: DNA-binding transcription repressor activity, RNA polymerase II-specific.